AUGGUUUCCAACAGCGGAGCCCUGGGUUUUCCUAGGAUGGGACCGAACCGCGAGAUGAAGUUCGCGUUGGAGAAGCACUGGAGGGGGAAGAUGGACGAGGCCAGCAUGCUCGCUAUCGCCCGCGAUGUCGAGCAGCAGGCCUGGGGCAUUCAGAUGGACGCCGGGGUGGGACUCAUCUCGGCCGGGGACCACUGCCUGUACGACAACAUGCUGGCUUGGACCGAAUAUCUCGGCGCUGUGCCGAAGCGCCAUGCUCACCUCGCCCCCGGCAACGAGCGCAUGUUCGCCAUGGCGAGGGGCAUCGACAACGCCCCCGCCCUCGACAUGACCAAGUUUUUCGACACGAACUACCACUACGAGGUUCCCGAGCUCGAGACUCCCGUCGCGCUGCAGCCCAACUUUGCGAACUACCUGGAGACCAUCUCCCGAGGAAUCGCCAAGAUGGGUGCUGACCGGACCGCGCCGGUCGUGCUUGGCCCUGUGACCUGGGUGCACCUGGCCAGGCAUGCCAAUGCCGAGGCGUCGGAGGAGGCGACGACCGCGCUCAAGGACCAGUACCUUGACGCCAUCCUCCCCGUGUACGCGGCCUUGAUUGGCAAGCUGGCCGCCAUGGGCGUGCAAGAGGUUCAGCUGCACGAGCCGGCCCUGGUCAUGUGGGAUUCUUCCAAGACCCUUGCCGCCAUGUUCAAGAAGGCCUACUUCGCCAACAAGGCGUGCCCGAUGCUAUCCGCGGAUGUGAAGGUGAACCUCGUGACCUUCUUCGAGGACGUCGGCGCGGAAGCAUACCAGUGGGUCACCGCCCUCCCCGUCAGCGCCAUCAGCCUGGACUUCACCCGCGGGGACUCCCUCAAGCUCGUAAAGGGCUACGGCUUUCCCAAGGACAAGGUUCUGGGUGCGGGGAUCAUCGACGGCCGGUCCCCCUGGGCGAUGGAGCCUGCCAAGGUGGUGUCGCUCGUGCGCGAGGUGGCGUCGGCCAUCAUGCCAGCUAACCCGAACGGAAGCGACAACAUCCGGGUCCAGGCUUCCUGCAACCUGCAGUUCGUUCCCUGGGAUGUGACGUGCGAGGGAGACCUGGCCGAGAAGGUCGGCGGCGACGUGCUCGCCUUCGCCGUGCAGAAGGUGCAGGAGAUCGUCGCCCUGGCGGAAGCCGUUCCAAAGAUCACGGCCGGAAAGGAGGCAAAGGACAUUUUCCCGGUUCUCGACAAGGCGUGGAAGGCUUUCAGCGCGAGCGUCACCGACAACACCAACACCGCCAAGCGCCUCGCCGGUCUGACCGAGGCGUCGUUCUCCAGGCCUGCACCGUUCAAGGAACGCGUCGCGGCGCAGCAGAAGUCCCUGAAGCUCCCCGUCCUGCCCACGACGACGAUCGGGUCAUUCCCUCAGACUGCCGCCGUGCGGAAGCUCCGACGCGAGUUCAAGAGCGGCGCCCUCUCUGCCGAGGACUAUGAGCGUGCCAUUGACCAGCAGAUCUCGUACGCUAUCGGCAUCCAGGAGGCUCUUGGGCUAGACAUCCUAGUCCACGGGGAAGCUGAGCGCACGGACAUGGUCGAGUUCUUCGGCCAGCAGUUCCAAGGGUUCGCUUUUACCUCCAAUGGAUGGGUGCAGUCGUACGGGAGCCGCUGCGUUCGCCCUCCCAUCAUCCACGGCGACGUAUCCCGUCCUACCGCGAUGACCACGAGGGAGUUCAAGGUAGCCCAAGAGCUGACCCUCCGCCCGGUGAAGGGGAUGCUUACGGGACCUGUCACUAUCCUCAACUGGUCCUUCCCUCGCCUCGACGUCUCUCGCAAGGAGCAGGCCUUCCAGAUCGCGUUGGCCAUUUCUGAUGAGGUCGCCGACCUAGAGGCUGCCGGCUGCAAGGUCAUUCAGGUCGACGAACCAGCCCUCAGGGAGGGGCUGCCUCUCAAGCCCCUCAAGAAAGCCGACUACCUGAAGUGGGCUACGGAUUCGUUCCUCCUGUCCACGGCGAUCGCCAAGCCGGAGACGUCGAUCCACACGCACAUGUGCUACUGUGACUUCGGAGACUGCAUGGAGGCCAUCGACAGGCUCGACGCUGACGUUAAUAGUAUCGAAAAUGCUCGCAGUGACAACACGACCCUUCAGUCGUUCAAGGAAUUCAACUACAAGAAGGGACUGGGCCCUGGGCUGUACGACAUCCACUCUCCGGUUGUACCCCCCGUGAGCACCCUGCAGGACAAGCUUGAAGGCUUUCUCAAAGUGCUUCCGAAGGAGCAGCUUGUCUGCAACCCGGACUGCGGACUCAAGACACGCACCUGGCCUCAGGUGCUCGGCGCCUUGCGGAACCUGGUCGAGGCAACCCGCAACGUGCGGACCCUCAACGGUAUCAGCGACGCGUCCGGACAGGCGGUGACAGUGCCGAGCGGUGGGCACGCCGCCUGCUGCACUCCCGUGGCGGCUCACUAG
Molecule: messenger RNA, 2421 nt
Organism: Ectocarpus siliculosus
Lineage: Eukaryota; Phaeophyceae; Ectocarpales; Ectocarpaceae
Source: the annotation of a GenBank genome assembly